Molecule: messenger RNA, 792 nt
Organism: Pyrgilauda ruficollis (rufous-necked snowfinch)
Lineage: Eukaryota; Metazoa; Chordata; Aves; Passeriformes; Passeridae
Product: cathepsin G-like
Exons: 5
Coding region: 1-792 (263 amino acids)
Biological process (GO): proteolysis
Cellular component (GO): cytoplasm; intracellular membrane-bounded organelle
Molecular function (GO): serine-type endopeptidase activity
Source: RefSeq, a predicted model, not a curated record
AUGCUGCUGCUCCUUCUGCUCACAAAUGCUUUUGUCCUUCUGCCCUGGGCUGGGGCUGGAAGGAUCAUUGGUGGACAGGAAGUUAAGCCCCACUCCAGACCCUACAUGGCUCAUUUAGAAAUUAAGAGUGGCUCACAAACUGGUUACUGUGGAGGGUUCCUGAUUCGCCCAGACGCAGUGCUCUCAGCAGCUCACUGUGUGGAUAAAAUGGGGACAGUGAGGGUCACUGUGAUUCUGGGAGCCCACAACAUGACCAGCCGAGAGCGGAGCCAGCAGAAGAUCCGUGUUGGACAAUGGGUCAUCCACCCCGAAUAUUCCCCUGAUGACUUAAAAAAUGACAUUGUGCUGCUGAAGCUGAAGCCAAGGGCCAGGAUCAACCAGAAUGUACAAUUUAUCUCCAUUCCCAGGAGAAAUGAACAUGUGAGACAAGGAACUUUAUGCAGGGUGUCUGGCUGGGGCAGGACAUCUCCCAAUGGGAACAGGAGUAAUGUGUUGAGGGAGGUGAAACUGAAGGUGCAAAAGGAAGAAAUAUGCCAGCAGCUUUUCAAUAACUACCAGCGUCAGUCCAUGAUCUGUGUUGGUGAUGAAUACAGUAAAAAAGCAACUUACAUGGGUGAUUCUGGUGGCCCAUUAGUCUGCAAUAAGAAGGCUCAUGGCAUUGUUUCUCAUGGAUAUGACGACCACCUCUUCCCUGAGGUAUUCACCAGGAUCUCAUACUUUGAGCCCUGGAUAUGUGAGCAGCUGAGGAGGUUUGAACUCCAAGAUAUUCCUUACUCUCCAUCCUCUGACUAA